CGAGCCCCUGCCGUUUCUCAGGGUGGCGGCGGUGGGCGGGGUCUGCGCGGGGAGCAGCGCGCCUGUGCGCGCGCGCGCGUGUGUCUGUGGCUGUGUGUGUGCGCGCGCGCGCGCCGCGGGGCGGGCCAGUGAAGCCAGCGGCGCUGCGGGCACGUGAUCAGGCCCGGCUCGGUGGCUUGGUGGCUCCGUCUGUCUGUCCGUCCGCGGGUGCCAUCAUGGCGGACGCGGCCAGUCAGGUGCUCCUGGGCUCCGGCCUCACCAUCCUGUCCCAGCCGCUCAUGUACGUGAAGGUGCUCAUCCAGGUGGGAUAUGAACCUCUCCCUCCAACAAUGGGACGAAAUAUUUUUGGGCGGCAAGUAUGUCAGCUUCCGGGUCUCUUUUCUUAUGCUCAGCACAUCGCGUGCAUUGAUGGGAAGCGUGGAUUGUUCACAGGCUUAACUCCAAGACUGUGUUCAGGAGUCCUUGGAACUGUGGUCCACGGUAGAGUUUUACAGCAUUACCAGGACAGUGAGAAGAUUGAGGAGGUAGGACCUGGAAAUGGACAGAAAGAAACCUCAUCUUCCUUUGACCGAGUUAUUAAGGAGACAACUCGGGAGAUGAUGGCUCGAUCUGCUGCUACUCUGAUCACACAUCCCUUCCAUGUGAUCACUCUGCGAUCUAUGGUACAGUUUAUUGGCAGAGAAUCCAAGUACUGUGGACUAUGUGACUCCAUAGCAACAAUUUAUCGGGAAGAAGGCAUCCUGGGAUUUUUUGCGGGCCUGAUUCCUCGCCUCCUAGGUGACAUCAUUUCUUUGUGGCUCUGUAACUCCCUGGCAUACCUCGUUAAUACCUAUGCACUGGACAGUGGGGUUUCUACCAUGAGUGAAAUGAAGAGUUAUUCCCAAGCUGUCACAGGAUUUUUUGCCAGUAUGCUGACAUACCCUUUUGUGCUUGUCUCUAAUCUUAUGGCUGUCAACAACUGUGGGCUUGCCGGUGGGUCCCCUCCUUAUUCCCCACUCUACACUUCUUGGAUAGAUUGCUGGUACAUGCUGCAGAAAGAGGGAAAUAUGAGCCGAGGAAAUAGCUUGUUUUUCCGGAAGGUCCCCUGUGGGAAGACUUACUGUUGUGACCUGAAAAUGUUAAUUUGAAGAUGUGGGGCAGGGACAGUGACAUUUCUAUAGUCCCAGAUGCACAGAAUUAUGGGAGAGAAUGUUGAUUUCUAUACAGUGUGGCGCACUUUUUUAAUAAUCACUUAAUCUUGGGAAAAUGGA
Erinaceus europaeus (western European hedgehog) is the source of this 1250-nucleotide messenger RNA. It is a transcript of the gene MTCH2, whose product is annotated as mitochondrial carrier 2. Gene Ontology annotation, cellular component: mitochondrion; membrane. The coding region runs from base 216 to 1127 and encodes 303 amino acids. The transcript has 13 exons. The record is from RefSeq and is a predicted model, not a curated record. Gene Ontology annotation, biological process: positive regulation of apoptotic process. Lineage: Eukaryota; Metazoa; Chordata; Mammalia; Eulipotyphla; Erinaceidae.